Messenger RNA from Lingula anatina, 1028 nucleotides. RefSeq lists its product as uncharacterized. Gene Ontology annotation, biological process: regulation of mRNA splicing, via spliceosome; regulation of cell cycle. Gene Ontology annotation, molecular function: RNA binding. The record is from RefSeq and is a predicted model, not a curated record. Lineage: Eukaryota; Metazoa; Brachiopoda; Lingulata; Lingulida; Lingulidae.
CCGUUUAAGUUUCAUUUUAGAAAGAAGACAUAAAAUAUGUUAGAAAACAAUGAGUUCAUACCUUCAACUUGGUGAUCUUGUUUUAUGUGGCCAGAUUCAGUUUCACCAGAAAAUGGUCUUGCACUGUUUCCACAUGUAUUUGGCUCAAACAUUUUACAGCCAGUUAUAUGUGAAAUGAGUGCAUUGAAAGCUUGUUGUAGGAUCACUUGUUACCUGCCAGCUAUACAGACACAACUGUUUGUGCCAGUGUAAUCUUACAUAUGCUCACGACCUGGGAGACCUAAGACUACUGUUUUGCUACUUCCUGUCAAGUGUGGAACCAGCUGGUGAAUGCCCUUCCACUACAGGGUGGGGUAGGGAUGCUAUUACUACGGAAGAUGGGCUGGAAGCCUGGAGAGGGCCUAGGGAAGAAUAAUGAAGGUCCCAGUGAACCUCUUAUGUUGGACGUCAAAAUGGACAGAAAAGGAUUGUAUGGAGAAGGAGAAGGACCCAAGAAAGCACCUGUGGCAAAAAUGCCAAAAGAUUUAUCUGGUAAACAUCCUGUGUCUGCACUGGUUGAACUGUGUAAUAAAAGAAGAUGGGGAUCACCAAACUUUCAGCUCGUUUUUGAAGAAGGACCAUCUCACAAAAAGAAUUUCCUGUUCAAAGUGAAAGUUAAUAACACAGAGUACCAGCCAUCAGUGGCAUGUAACAAUAAGAAAGCAGCCAAAGCUAUGGCUGCCACAGUAUGUCUGCAAGCCAUGGGUCUGGUGCCAAGGGACAGUGCCACAUAGAACAAUUUCUCAGAACUCAAUUUACAUAUGUAAUAUACAAGAUAAUAACAAAGUUUUCAAUGGUCUAUAUGGCAAAGCAGUAACAAAGGACAUUAUACCUAUUCUUUUGCCAUAAUGUCAGAUAUAUGAAUGUUCUAAGAACCAGCAUACCACCUGAUCAGAACUGUUUGUUCAGUGCAUCAGAGACACUCAAUUUUAUUAAAUAUUUUUUUUGUCAUUCUUCAGAGUCACUUAAAAUAUAUUUUAGAAAACAUU